This is a messenger RNA of Polypterus senegalus (gray bichir), 3822 nucleotides long. RefSeq names its product zinc finger protein 3-like. The transcript is spliced from 3 exons. Lineage: Eukaryota; Metazoa; Chordata; Cladistia; Polypteriformes; Polypteridae. The record is from RefSeq and is a predicted model, not a curated record. Gene Ontology annotation, molecular function: chromatin insulator sequence binding. Gene Ontology annotation, biological process: regulation of transcription by RNA polymerase II. Gene Ontology annotation, cellular component: chromosome. The coding region runs from base 760 to 1545 and encodes 261 amino acids.
AUAGGCAGGUUAACGAAAAAAUAACUGCACGACCGAAUUACACGUUUGUCUCAGUCUAUAUAUUUGAUUUCGUUCUCCGCUCGUAUGCACUUCGACUUUUCUCCACGGACUCCAGUUUGUUCAGUCACCGCGGACAGAUGAAAGAGGAAAAAAAAAGUGGGAAUCAAACAGCAGAGUGUGGAAUCGACACCUUCCCGAGCUUGGCGAAUGGAAAAGGUAACAAAUGGAAAGAUGCACGGAAAAAAUGAUUAACAGGAGGUGGUGUGUCUAUGGAGUAGAACCGGGAGUUGAAAAUGCGAGAGGGAAAUUCACUCGAGCUAAGUUCAUUGGUGGGUUGACAGACACGAACGCGCUGCACGCCACUAAUUCAAGUCGCGUGCAUUACCUCCGAGUGAAACGGAGGAAAACGCACAAAUCCAUAAAGUGUCGUGGCCAGAUCACGGAUACUCAUCCUCUGUCUCUAUGUGGUGAGAUGUUUCCUAAACUUACUCCGCCUCCGGCUUCUCUCUGUAGACAAUUGCCACUCCCCGUGUGUACUGCGCGCCCAAAGAGAGGCGGUAGCGUGCCUUCAGUUUCCGUCGCUGUUGAUGACGUCACGUCACACGCCACCGCGCAUGCGCUGAGGAGUACACGAGUCGACGAUCUGUUGUCGAGUGAGGAAAACCAAAAACAAAUACAGGAAAAAAAAAGAAAAAACGGCGUUUUACUGUAAUGUCUAUGUGGAUGUGAAAGAGGAGACGUGAGGUGGAUACAAACAUCAUGGAGAUAAUAGCUGUAAGUAUUAAGGAGGAAGACUGUGAAUGGGAGUGUGUUCACCCUCAACAAGAGAGUCUGGACAUUAAGGCAGAGGCGAAAGAGGAGUCUGUCAAUAUUGAAAUGCAUAACCAUGCAAAUCUGGAGAGUGUAGAGAGAGAAGUCCUUCGUUAUGUGUGUCAAGAUGGUGUGGUGAUCAAGUUAGACUCUUCUGAAAGCAGAUACAGUACGUCUCCAGAGCCGCCUGUCAAUGUGAAGUCUAAUUCAUUACAAUCUGAUACAAAGAGAACUGAGGAAAUUUCAUCUGUUAGAACUCGGGAAUAUCAGUCACCACCUUCAAGUAAGCCUGAAAAAAGAAACAAGCGCCAACGCUGUUCGGAAUGCGGCAAACAAUUUUCUUGCAGCCAUCUUCAGAUCCAUAAAAGAAUCCACACAGGAGAGAAGCCGUGUUGGUGUAAUGAAUGUGGCAAAACGUUCUGUGACAGGCGUACUCUUCAGAGACACAAAAGAAUUCACACAGGAGAGAAGCCAUAUCGUUGUUUGGAAUGUGGCAGACAGUUCUCUGACAGGAGCAAUCUACGGAGGCACAGAAGAAUUCAUACCGGAGAGAAGCCAUUCUUCUGCUUGGAAUGCGGCAAAUCGUUUUCACGACUGAAUCAUCUUCAGAGACACACCAUAAUCCAUACUGGAGAGAAGCCAUAUUGCUGUUCUGAUUGUGGGAAACGAUUCAGUCGCAGGAGUACUCUUCAACAGCACGCCAAAAUUCACACAGGGGAGAAUUCACACUCCUAAUGAACUGCAAGAAGAGGCUUUAUUUGGAACAAUGCAGGUGCUAAGCUAAGUCCACCCUGCAAGUGUAAGACAGUGAGAAAUGAAGCAGUACAAUUAGACUAUCCUGUUUCACUAAUGUUUUGUAGUAAGCACAACUAGAAACUUUGGAGCAAUUCAACCCGAGAGAAGCCGUAUUGAGUGUGGCAGACAGUUCUCUGAAUGGAAGUGUUCGCAGAGCCACAACAAGAAUUCACACUGCUGAGCAGGCAUAUUGCUGUAAUGAAUGUGGCAAACAGUUUUUACAAAUGUGUGACCGUCAGAGACACACUAGCAUUCACAUGAGAGAGAAGUACAAUGGAAAUGUCCUAACCAAAGAGUGAGAUUCAUCCCUGUCAUGAUAGUAGGCACACCAUGAAAAUUUAGAAAAAAUAAACCCGAGAGAAGCCAUAUUGCCGUGAUGAUUCUCACAAACCAGCAGUCAUCUGGGCCACAAAAGAAUUCACAUUGUGUGCCACCUCUGUUAGAAGGUAAAGUAGGAGAAAAGUCCAAAUUCAUCCACCGAACUACUCAAGUUUUUGGGUACCUUAACAUGGUGGGCUUAUUUGGACAAGAUGUGUACCAGGGUUUCUCAGCCUUUUAUCUUGACAUACCACCCCAAGUAUGUAAAUGUUUCAGUCUCUUAAUUGUAUGUUGGUCUUAAAUUAAGUGCAAAACUGUUAUUGGGUAAAUCUAAAGCUGACAUUUCUUUUUUUGCCCAAUAAUAUUAUAGUAGGGAAUUUUAACAAUGUCUCAUGGAUAGUUUUUGUAUAUGUGAGUGUAAUUUCCUUUUUUUUAAUUAAUUAUCUUUUUAAUAUAUGGACAACAAUGUGGUUUAAUAUGAAAUUAAAAGUAUGGGACAGCUUUUUUUAUUUACAAAAAAUGUGCAACUGAAAUAGAUGUGUAACAGAGAGGCGGAGUCCCCUGGCCCCACAGGGUAUCAACAGAUGGGGACCUUUAAUGGGCUUUUGGAUAUUUUAGCGUGGGAUUUGUAAAGAAUAUCAUCAUCGUGGGACGUCUUAUUUCUUCUACCAAGUGCCCAUACUAAAUUUAUUCACUUGCAGUUUUUGUCUUUUUAAUGCAAAAAUUAAACUUAAAACCAAAACUGAACAAUUCAAACAAUAUCCCGUCAUUGCCGCCUGAAGUAGUGAAUAUAAACAUAAAUCAGAAUACAGCAUUGCCCCCGGAAUCCGAACACCUCAGAAUUUGAACAACUUGGAAUCCGAACUAAACAAUUUAGCAAAUGUUGUCCCGGAAUUUGAAUGCUGCUUUGGAAUGCGAACACCCAGCACGUUGUUCGUGUGUGUUUGUGCAUAUGUUUUUCCAGCGCUCAGGCCACCCUUACCCUUUGUCAUUCAGUUUGUUGUCGGAAGCUGUAGUGAAAGCAUCUCGUGUGAUUAUUCGCUGCUAAUUUUAUGCUUUGGUGCCUGUUUUGUGUUUAUUUUUUAUAUAUAAUAACAACUUAUUGUAUUCGCCAUGGGUCAUAAAAAUUGUAGUGAGGAAAAUAAGAGUAAGAGGAAAGCUGUUAGAACUACAAUUGAAGUUAAGAAAGAUCUUAUUGCUUUUUAAGGUAAAUACAGGUUUUUAUGUUUUUAAUUUUAUCAAUUUACAUUUUUAUUCAAAUAUUAUUUGUUAAUAUUUUACCUUAAAAAUCCAGUGUAUUUAAUGUUAAAAUCAUUGUGAAAAUCUGAGCUUGUUUGACCCAGAAACGGAUUAAUCCAGUUUCUAUUAUUUUAAAAGGGAAUAAUGGUCUUGGAACUCGAACGAUUUGGAACUUGAACGGGGUUCUGGAAUGAAUUAAGUUUGGAUCCCAAGGUAUCACUGCAUUUUGAUUUACCUCUACUCUUUAAAGCUGCUUCUAUAAGAACAUAUCUGUCUUUAUCUGUUUUGUGACGAUUGCAGUUGUGAGACGACAUUAAUGUGUGCAGAAGACAUUAGCUGGUUAGGAACACUUACUGAAGACUAACGUGUAAUCCACAUUCACAUAAAUUUUAAAUGUCACACACGUGAUUCUUUAAUUUUUCAUAUGUUUCCUUCCUGUUUCAGAAUUCCUAUAGGUGGUCAGACUUUUCCAUUGGUUAUUCUUGUGUAUUAAUAUAGCAUCAAUCAUUGAAUUUGACUGACUAUAAGUGCUGAAAUUAGCUGUAAGAGACAACAUUGCAUUCCCUCCUAUAUCAUUCAAAUUAUUUGUCAUAUGUGCUUCUGUCAAAUUUUAGUUGUUAUGCUAAUAAACAUUAUUUUAGAUUAAAAAAAGAACUUGAA